Messenger RNA from Microthlaspi erraticum, 900 nucleotides. NCBI's taxonomy places the organism in Eukaryota, Viridiplantae, Streptophyta, Magnoliopsida, Brassicales, Brassicaceae. The record is from the annotation of a GenBank genome assembly.
AUGCAAAUCCUCCGAGUCAGCAGCAGCAGCCGCGGCAAGCAGCGCAGAGGCGGUUCAAGUUUCAGUUCUGGUUCUGGCAGGGGUGGUUUGCCUGCGCAGGGUCAGAAGAGGAGCAGAGAGGAGACUUCUAGGGUUAGUCAGAUUCCUCGAGGUUCGUGUUACGGGUGUGGGAGCACGGAGCAUCGUGAUUCGAGUUGUCCCACGAGGGAGUCAGCACCGAGGGUGUGUUACUACUGCAAGGAGCCUGGGCAUAUCAAGCCCAUGUGUCCUAAGUUGCGGAGUAUGUCAGUGGCUUUAGUUCAGCCAGUAGCGGCUCAGCCAUUGAGUCAGAUUGCAGCAGUGCAGCUGUUGGGUCAGAUUGCACCGGUGCCGCGGGGUUAUUCUUCGGUGGAGACAGGGGGGACUAGUCAGACCGGUUUUAUCUGUAAUAGAAUUGUGGAGGUUCUCAACGCAUUUGAAUGUGUAGGGACCUUGUUAGUGGGCGGUUUUGAGUCCUACGUGUUGUCUGACUCGGGAGCAUCUAAUUGCUUCAUUACACCGGAGCGUGCCGAGAAGAGUGGCAUCCGGAGUAGCGCUGGUGAGUGCGCGGGCAUGGUCAAGGUGGCGGGAGGUGGAGUCUUGUCUACUUUGGGCCGUGCUAGAGGAGUCGAUAUCGAGAUUGCGGGGCAGUCAAUGCCAGUAGACGGUAGAGUGGUCUUCGAGCGAGAUGCAGGGAGGUUGGUUUAUCAGGGAGUGAGGCCGACUUCCGGGAGUAUUGUGAUUUCUGCUAUUCAGGCUGAGCAGUGGAUAGAGCAGGGUUGUGAGGCGUAUCUGGUGACGAUUUAUAUGUCGGAGUCAAGAGCUGGAGUUGUUAUGGGUGAUAUCGAGGUUGUCCAGGAGUUCGAGGAUGUGUUUCAGUGA